Messenger RNA from Nicrophorus vespilloides, 1138 nucleotides. Its product is annotated as microtubule-associated protein Jupiter-like. NCBI's taxonomy places the organism in Eukaryota, Metazoa, Arthropoda, Insecta, Coleoptera, Silphidae. The record is from RefSeq and is a predicted model, not a curated record. Bases 230 to 715 code for a protein of 161 amino acids. The transcript has 4 exons.
AGCAGCGGCUGCGACUUCAGUCAGCUGACGCACCUCACCAACGCCAGACCUCGCCAAGAGAUACUACACACCCUAACACGCAACUCCAAAAUCCCCCCACACACACACGACCAUUCCAAACAUUCAUUCAAACAGUACCGAACAAGACGUAACCGUGCGAAGUUCCUCCAGAGUGUGAUACCUUCUUAAUUUGUACUUCGAAACGCCUGAAAGAGAGGAAUCAGCAGAUAUGGCCACCUACGCCGCCUACAGACACAUCGAACUCGACAAAGUCGGCUACAGCAAGAAGCGCGUCCGUAAUCCACCCAGCGACAUUGUGAAUGUAAUGUCCACUCCGCCCAACAACAACAAGAGCGUUGUGGACGGCACACCCCGUCGUAGAUCCACCACCAGCAAUGAUUCUUUCAACCGUCUGUUCGGAGACAGCCCUGCCCAAGCCCACACCCCACGCAGAGCAUCGCUCACCAAACAUGAUGUGACAAAUCGCAACCCUGUGACCGGAGACGGAGUUCAAUCUUGGGAUAGAAGACCGGCCAGUCGCAACACACCAAAAAGCCAUUCAGAGAGGAAUCCAGUUACUGGCGAAGUAUACACUAUCGUCAGUCCGGUCAGCACGCCGACCAAGGCUCUGACCAACGGCUUUCCAAAGAUUGCCGUCGUCACUAAUGGUAACGCGGAACUACCAAGCGGACCCACCACCAACGGUCAAGCCUAAUUUGAAGGAAGGAGCAGAAAAACAAUAAGAUGGAUGUCCGAUUUUGGAUCACUUACUUUAUAUUUCUCAUAAUUACGACUGUUAACCUUGUACUUCUCUUACUUACAUUUGCUUGGUUAAACAUGCCAGAAAUAUCGGUAUAUUCAUGAGAUUCAUCAAGUGUACACACAUACAGUUUAACACAUUAGCGCCCAUCUGUCUCUUUCUCUAAACAAUUGCGAUAGCGAACGAAAAGCCUUAACUAUGAAGAUGAAAAUUGUAACGACAUGAAAAUAAAAACUACAUUAAAGCAACAACAUAUUUUAGUUUGUUAGUACAUAUUUAUAAAUAUAUACAUUUGUUAAUCUUAGAGUUUAUAUAGACUUAUUCGAUUUUUAAUUUGAUUUUUUUUUAUUAGUGAUUAAUAAAUCAUGUUUUAUACUG